UUUUCAGGAUCUCAAAGUGGCAUUACAACAAGCCCCAGCGCUUGGCAUUCCAAACCCCGAGAAGCCUUUUACCCUAUUCAUAGAUGAAGACCAGGGGGUAGCCAAGGGAGUCUUAUGCCAGAAACUGGGAAAUUGGCAGCAACCCGUUGCAUACUUGUCAGAGAGGCUAACCUCAACAGAACAAGGGUUGCCCCCCUGUAUGAGAGCGGUUGUGGCAGUGGCCACCCUACUCACAAAGGCAGAUAAAUUCACGUUCGGACAGGACACCACCUGUGUGACUCCACACGCAGUCCCAGCCUUACUUGACAUGAAAGGCACCUAUUUCCUAUCACAAGCAAAAAUGAGGAAGUGCCAGAUGCUGUUAUUACAUCCACGCCUGAAGUUUCAGGUUACCACAGCCCUUAACCCAGCUACCUUAUUACCGGUAGGAGAAGGUGAGGGACCGACCCAUGAUUGUGUAGAGGUCAUGGAUGAAGUGUAUUCCAGCAGGCCUGACCUUAAAGAUGAGGCAAACCCACAUUGGCCUUCAUGGUUUGUGGAUGGAAGCAGCUUUAUUGAGGCUGGACAGUGAAAGGCAGGAUAUGCAGUGGUAGCCCUGGAAAACAACGUGGUCGAGGCCAGCUCACUCCCACCGGGAACCUCAGCCCAACUGGCAGAAAUAAUGGCACUUACCAGGGCCCUGUGCCUAGCAAAAGGGCAAAAGAUCAAUAUCUAUACUGACUCAAAGUACGCUUUCCUCACCCUGCAUGCCCACGGGGCACUGUGGAAGGAACGAGGUCUGCUCACCUCCAGAGGGGGUCAAGUGGUGCACCCUCAGGCGCUCUUGGACCUUCUGGACGCUGUCUGGGAACCUGAAACAGUGGCAGUGAUACACUGUUAUGGACACAAAACUGGACCUAGUGAAGAAGCCAGGGGAAACCGCCUGGCUGACCGGGUAGCAAAGGAAGCAUCCCGGGGGUCAUCCCCAACACCUUUCAUUGGGGCCCUGGUACCAGAAGAAAUUCUGGAUAGCACCUUGAAACCAAGGUACUCUGCCCAUGAGGUGGCCACCGCAGACGCUGAGGAGCUAAGGCUCUCUAAAGAAGGAUGGUAUCUCACCCCUGAUGACCGGAUAUGGAUCCCAGGAUCAUUGUCCCGGCAAGUAAUUCAGCGGUACCAUGAGUCCACCCAUGUGGGACCUGAUGCCACGACCAAGCAGCUGGAAAAGUGUUUUUAUGUGGCCAACCUCCACCAACUGGCUGCCCAAGCUUCCAGGAAAUGCACGUUGUGCCAAAGGAACAACCCUAGAACUGGACACUUGGCUCCACCAGGAGUUCAGCACAGUGGGACGGCACCCAUGGAGGACCUCGUUGUGGACUUUACUGAAUUACCUCGGUGUGGAUUGUAUCAUUAUUUGCUUGUGGCGGUAUGUACGUACACGGAAUGGGUUGAAGCAUGGCCCACUAAGACUGAGCGGUCAUCUGAAGUCACUAGAUGUCUGCUGCGGGAAAUCAUUCCCCGCUAUGGUUUGCCCCGCUCUAUAGGAUCAGAUAAUGGCCCAGCGUUCGUGCAUUCAGUUUUACAGGAAUUAGCAAAAAUAAUGCAAAUAAACUGGAAAUUACAUACUGCAUAUAGACCCCAAAGUUCUGGGAAGGUGGAAAGAAUGAAUAGGACUUUGAAAAAUCAACUGUCCAAAUUGACCCAAGAAACAGGGUCUAAUUGGGUGUCCAUGUUGCCCUUGGCUUUGCUUAGAGUCCGUAGUCUCCCAUCGAAACGUACUCACUUGUCACCAUUUGAAGUGAUGUUUGGGAGACCGGUUCCUUAUGUGCGCAUGCUUUCACCUAUCCCUGUUCAAGAUGUGGAGUUGAAUAAUUAUGUGCAGUCACUCUCCCGAGUUUUUCUCUCUCUCAACAGGUGGGCCCAAGCUCAGACUCCUUGCAUUUUAGUCGAGCCUUUGCACCAGUUCAAGCCAGGUGACGAAGUGUGGGUGAAGGACUGGGCCCAAACCCCACUGCAACCGUGCUGGAAGGGACCCUACACUGUUCUCCUCUCUACACCCACUGCUGUGAAGGUCGCUGGCGUUACCCCUUGGGUCCACCACACUCGAGUGAAGAAAGCAGUCUCUGAUUGGACUGUGUCCCCGCAUCCCGAGGACCCCCUCCGGCUGACCAUAUCCAGGUGCCCAGCGGAUGACCGCCCUGCUAGCGUCACUCCGGACGCUGACGCUUCUACGCACGGCUGAAGAAGUGGAUGGGAGGGACGCCCGCUGGCAGCGCCCCCAACGUUCCAGAUAUUAAAACUAAACCCCCUGAAAAUCUCGUGGCCCAGACAAGGGCAGGGUCCCAGAUUAGUAUUAUUUGGUGUGCCAACACCCCUGUAGGAAUUUUGUCCCCGUGCUCUUGCCCCGUGCAGGCAGCUGUUUAUUCUUGUGGGUGUGUGGCAGUGUAUUUUUCCUCUCAACCCAUCCCCGGAGGGCUGAGACUAUCACCCACCCACCAUAGCCACAUGCACCCCACCAAUAUUGAAGGUCGAUACUGCUAUACUCUAGGCCCCAACUCUCAGUCCUGGAACUGCCCUCAUAAUGUCUGAUUAUUGGUGGGAGGAACCAUGGAACCAUUGGGCAUGGUGGGUAGGAGUAAUAUGUACCGCCCUGAUCAUCUGGAUGGUCUUUAAUUUCUGUUGGCACGAGCGCCAUAGGAUUUGUGGAAGGAAGUGAUCCCUCUCCAUCCCCUUGAUGAUCCUUCUCCUAUUUAUGGUGGGAGAAUCCACUCCCAAGGCCGAAUGCUUCCAGGCCUUAAAUCGUAAUAGCAUUCUCCUCACACAGGAAAUGAGAAGACAGGGGGCUCAGAGUCUCUAUAACAAGUGGCUUCAAUUGGCAGAAAUAGUAGCCCAUGAAGCAAAUAAAACUGCUUGUUUUGUUUGUACCCUCGGACCCUUAGAUGGAGGAGGCGGAAUGCCCAUGCUCCCCGUACCCCUCAAUCGUUCUCAGAUCCAAUAUACGUAUAGUCCGUCCAGCCCAACUCCUUAUUGGAACCAUUCAACUCCUUUACGAGUUUAUAGGAUCUCUGGGUGGUUCUGUAUUAAUCAAACCUGAGAUGCCGUUCUCAACCG
This is a messenger RNA of Podarcis raffonei (Aeolian wall lizard), 3090 nucleotides long. RefSeq names its product protein NYNRIN-like. Gene Ontology annotation, molecular function: nucleic acid binding; RNA-DNA hybrid ribonuclease activity. Gene Ontology annotation, biological process: DNA integration. The record is from RefSeq and is a predicted model, not a curated record. The coding region runs from base 662 to 2221 and encodes 519 amino acids. The transcript has a single exon. NCBI's taxonomy places the organism in Eukaryota, Metazoa, Chordata, Lepidosauria, Squamata, Lacertidae.